UAAUCAAGGAACAGAUAGUACUUCCACAUGUAAGAAGAUUUCAUGAGAGUCAGGGACGGUGCGGAAACGUCAGUCAUUGGUUUAAAACCAUGCUGGACCCGCCCUGAAUCUUCCAGUCAUCCAAUCAAACGCCAGCUUCAUUCAGCAGGCUCGAGAGGUGGGCGGUGAACGCGCAAAAUUUGAAAGUUCACCGGAAACAAAAACGUCCGAGAGGAAAACGGUGUGCUCCGUAUUAUGUCUAGGUUUCUGUGAAUAUUAGAAACAAAAGUAAGUAAAGUACCUGCAUGGCAGUCUGGCGAGUAAUCUCAUAACGUAGUGUUUUGUCUCCGUAAACAUAAAUGAAGGACACUGCGUGUCGCGUUAUCGUUUCUUUGUUUGGACGUUAGCAUACGCUAGCCAACGUUAACAUAGCAUGCUAAAGCAACGCAUUGUUGACAUUUGUUUUUCCCUGGUCUAAAUAUAACGUAAUACUGCCGUCCCGGAUAUCUUUAAUCACUUAACGCGUAAAGUACUUUUCACUUCGUGUGUUAAUCGUUCAGUUUAUGUGUUAAGAAGACAUGUUGAAGUUCAAAUACGUGAGUCAGGGAAACCUGAAAACGCUGCCGUCCUCCGCGGAUCCCAUCACCAGCCGCAGCUCGCGACUCAAUCAGCUGUUUCAGGGCCGACUCAGCCUGUGUGGGCAGCAGGGAGGAUGCACUUUAGGUCGGGAAGAGUUUCUGGAGGCUCUGCUGCUGCUCUACCAAGAGUGCGCCUCCCCAGAGCUUAUGAAGAUGCACCAUGUGGCAAACUUUGUCAAUAAGUUUUCUGAAGUGGCCUCAGAGCUGCGGGCCCUGCAGCCUUGGCUUUAUGACUUUGAAGUGCGUGCAGUCGUGGGUCGCGGCCGUUUUGCCGAAGUCCAAGUAGUCCGGGAGAAGGCAACUGGGGAUGUUUGUGCACUGAAAGUCAUGGACAAGGCAGUUUUACGUGCACAAGAAAAUGUGGUUUUUCAUGAAGAGGAGCGGAGGAUCCUGUCUCUGAACAGCAGUCCCUGGAUCCCGCAACUUCUCUACGCCUUCCACGACAAAGAACAUGUCUACCUGGCGAUGGAGUACCUGCCGGGAGGUGACCUGAUGUCCCUGCUCAACCGAUACGAGGAUCAGUUUGAUGAGUCCAUGGCUCAGUUCUAUUUGGCUGAGCUGGUAGAGGCCAUUCAUGCUGUCCACCAGCUAGGCUAUGUCCACAGAGAUGUCAAACCAGAAAACGUUCUCAUCGAUCGGACUGGUCACAUUAAGCUGGCAGACUUUGGAUCAGCUGCCAGGCUGACUGCUAACAAAACAGUUGCAGCGCUCACAGUGCCUGUUGGGACGCAGGACUUUCUCUCCCCUGAGGUCCUGGCAGCCAUGAAUGGGGGCCCUCACAGCACUUACGGGGUUGAUUGUGACUGGUGGUCCCUUGGAGUCAUAGCCUAUGAGAUGAUCUAUGCCAGCUCGCCUUUUUCUGGUGGCACUGCUACCAAGACAGUCCACAACAUCCUCAACUUUCAGCGCUUCCUUAAAUUUCCGGAGGAGCCGCGGGCCAGUAAGCAGUUUGUAGACCUGCUGCAGAGAUUGCUUUGUGGAGCCAAAGAGCGACUGGGUUUCCAGGGACUCCACUGUCACUCUUUCUUCUCCAGUGUAGACUGGAAAAACCUUAGACAAGUUCUCCCGCCUUUUGUUCCUGCGUUGCACUCUGAAGAUGACACCUCUAAUUUUGAGGAGCCGGAGCAGGCAGCCCCCCGGCCAGCCUCAGCAGCCCAGCGAGGAGCUCUGCCAGCGGGCUUCCAGGGCCAGGAUCUGCCCUUUCUAGGCUGGUUCUUCAGCAGACCAUUGACAACAUUGGCCAAAACUGAGGCAGUGUCUGCAGGCCUCAACUCUCCUGCUAAGACCAACUCCAUGGAAAAGAAACUGCACAUUAAAAGCAAAGAAUUACAAGAAACUCAAGACAAAUGUCACAAGUUCAUCUCUAGCCCUUACGACAACAAGUCAUUCCUGAUUUUCAAAUCCAAGAGCAGCUCCAUCAAGCAAGCCAGAGAUGACUAG
Messenger RNA from Micropterus dolomieu (smallmouth bass), 2057 nucleotides. RefSeq names its product citron Rho-interacting kinase-like. The coding region runs from base 558 to 2057 and encodes 499 amino acids. Gene Ontology annotation, biological process: peptidyl-threonine phosphorylation; actomyosin structure organization; mitotic cytokinesis. The record is from RefSeq and is a predicted model, not a curated record. NCBI's taxonomy places the organism in Eukaryota, Metazoa, Chordata, Actinopteri, Centrarchiformes, Centrarchidae. The transcript is spliced from 11 exons. Gene Ontology annotation, cellular component: cytoplasm; cytoskeleton. Gene Ontology annotation, molecular function: protein serine/threonine kinase activity; ATP binding.